Molecule: messenger RNA, 1723 nt
Organism: Musa acuminata subsp. malaccensis (wild Malaysian banana)
Lineage: Eukaryota; Viridiplantae; Streptophyta; Magnoliopsida; Zingiberales; Musaceae
Product: extensin
Biological process (GO): mRNA 3'-end processing
Source: RefSeq, a predicted model, not a curated record
UUCUGCCCUAAAUCGACUCGUCCUCUCUUCUCCCACCUCCUGCUGCUGCUAACCCGAGCCCUCCUCUUCUCCGUAGCGAACAGAGCGACGACCGGAGCGCAGCAGUGCCUCGCCGGCAAACAGCUUUACCUAUUAGGAGACGGGAUAAGUGUUUGUGGGAGAGCCAAAGAGACAAUGGGGGUUGGAAGGACAGAGUAGGAUGGCUGCACAGCAGACGCAGCAGCAGCAGCAGCCACCGCCUGGUGAUGGCUUCACCUCGCAGUUUGCGGGCAUGUCCAAAGCCCAGCUCUAUGACAUCAUGUCUCAAAUGAAGGCUUUAAUAGAGCAGAAUCAGCAACAGGCAAGGCAGAUACUCAUUGACAACCCUCUCCUGACCCGAUCUCUCUUCCAGGCACAAAUAAUGCUUGGAAUGGUUCAGCCUCCUAAAGUGAUGCCCACUAUCCAACAGCCUUUGUCGCAACCACAACCAGCACAUGUUGGACAGCCGCCAAAUGUUCAAAAUUCUCAGACACCGCCAGUUCAAGUUGGACCACAAGGUGAACCUAGUUCGUCUCAGACACUACCACCAGCUAGACAACAAAAUCCAGCACCACCAGCCAUUUCCGUUCCACCUGCAUCUGUUGCUCCAUCGACCUUCCAGUUGCCAACAAUGCCAUUAGCACUUUCAGCACCACAAACUAAGAGCUUUCCAGUUGUGCAAAUUCCUACAGUACCACCUCCACAAUCUUCCCAGAUUCAGAAUAUAUCUUUACCAGCCCCUGCCGCUCCACAUUACUCAACUCUUCCAUCCCAUAUGCCAAUGGUCCCUGUGCAGCCACAUCAAACUUUGCAGAAUCCUGGAGUAUUCAAUCAGGCUUUGCAACCACCAUUACCUAUGCAGCCUAGACCGGUCGCAAUUCAACCUUUCGCUCAUCAGCUUCACCCACAGAUGGCUCAUUCCCUUGGUUUUCAACCAUCAAGUGCACCUCAACAGCUUUUAUCACAGCCUUUGUUUCAUUCAGGUAUAACCCCUCCAACUUCCUUCAUACAAGGACAGCCACCUCUUCCAAGCCAACCACCACCUCAGCAUAUGUAUCAGGUUGGUUCACAUCUAGGUCCAGACCAUGGCAGUCAAGCUGGCACCCCCCCCAUGCAAGCCGACAGAGGAGCUCUUUGGGCACCUGGUUCCCAUCUUCCAGGACUACCGAUGAUUUCUGGACAGAUGGCCACAGGCACAAGUGGUCAGCCACUUCGUCCGCCACCGGUAAUAGCCCUCUUGACACCAGAAAUGGAGAAAGCAUUGCUUCAGCAAGUUAUGAGCCUUACACCAGAGCAGAUCAAUCUUCUACCACCGGAGCAAAGGAAUCAAGUGCUUCAACUGCAGGAAAUGCUAAGGUAGUGAUAAUAUGGACCUGACCUUCCAUCAAGGGCUUAUGCGUGCAUCUAUCACAGAAUUGCUUCAUACAUGCUGGUUCUGAGUUGACAAUUACGUCACUUGCUGCUUUGGUGUGCUCUCUGACCGAAGAGGCCUAACCCAAGUUGGUAACUCGACAUUGAUGUUGUGAUGGUGGCCAUUAGGGCUGCUUCCGCAUACUACGUUGUCAUCAGCUGCUAUCGACAUUUUAUUAAUAUUUUUUUUUUGGACUUGAAAAUAGUCUCUUCUCUAAAUGUAAAAUUUAUGUCAUUGAACUUGCGACUGUAAUGUUAGCAAUUGAUUAUACAAGUAUAAAUGGUUUGUUUGCUA